CGCCGUCUCAUUCCCCAGCCGCCCGCCGUCCAAUCACAGCUCCGCCGAAUAUCAGCACGAACCCGGAAGGUCGCCCACGCUCCACAAGAGCCGAGGCUCGCGGCACGAUUUCCAGACAUGGCUGGACGCCGUCCAUUCCCCCUAAGCCCCCAGACCGAUGUCAACCGAGAGACGCACUGCCUCCUCAACUAGAAUGACCUGACCGCCGGUGCGACCUGCUCGAACUCUCUCUUUAUCCUCGUGAACCCGCACUCUGGAGAACCAACCUCAACUCCUCCUCCUCCUACCUCGACGGAUAUCCCAUCUACCGUAGACGAAUCGAGCCUCCAAUUCGACUGCUAGACCCCGCCGUUAGCUUGUCCCUUCGAUUCUUCCUCUUUAGUCCGAAUAAUAAAGGAGUCCAAGCACGAACUCCAAACCGCCCACCAUGGCCGCAAAGACGUUCUCUCGCGAUGAGGUCGCAAAGAACAACACGGAGGACUCCCUCUGGUGCAUCAUCGACUCUAAGGUCUAUGAUCUGACUGACUUCGCCAUGGGUCACCCCGGUGGCGAGGCCGUCCUCCGUCAGGUCGCAGGCCAGGACGCCACAACCCAGUUCUACAACCUCCACCGUCAGGAGGUCCUCACAAAGUACGACAAGACCCUCGUCAUCGGCACUGUCGAGGGAGAGAAGCCCCAGGUCGUCGUCACCGGCCCCGGCGAGCUGUCUCCCGUGCCGUACGCUGAGCCUACUUGGCUCACGCCGCAGUUCAAGUCCCCCUACUUCAACGACUCGCACCGCUCCCUGCAAAAGGCCAUUCGCAAGUUCACCGACGAGCACAUCACCCCCGUGGCUCUUGAGUGCGAGGAGAAGGGCGAGCACAUCCCCCAGGAGCUCAUCGACAAGAUGUCCAAGGCUGGCGUGCUGCACAUGCGCCUCGGGCCUGGCAAGCACCUGCAUGGCGUUGAACUCCUGAACGGCGCGGUCAAGGGCGAGGAGUUUGAUUACUUCCACGACAUGAUUCUCAGCCAAGAGAUGGCCCGGACCAACUGCCGCGGUUUUCAGGACGGUAUGCUUGCGGGUAUGACGAUUGGCCUGCCUGUUGUUCUCAACUUUGCGAACUCGGAGUCGCUGCGGAAGCGCAUCUCGGACGAGGUCUUCAGCGGCCAAAAGAAGAUUUGCUUGGCCAUCACAGAGGCUUUUGCCGGAAGUGAUGUCGCAGGAUUGACAACCACAGCUGUGAAGACGCCAGACGGAAAACAUUACAUCGUCAAUGGAACCAAAAAAUGGAUUACUAACGGAAUUUUUUCUGAUUAUUUUGUUACUGGCGUGAAGACAGACAAGGGUUUAAGCGUCCUCCUGAUAGAGAGAGGCGAAGGGGUUGAAACCAAGGCUAUCAAGACAUCCUAUUCAGCUGCCGCAGGAACGACUUACAUAACGUUUGAUAACGUCAAGGUUCCAGCGGAGAAUCUUUUGGGCCAGGAGAACAAGGGAAUCCACGUCAUUCUGAGCAACUUCAACCACGAGCGGUGGACCAUGGCCUGUGCCACAAUCCGCCAAUGCAGAGCUGUGGUAGAGGAGUCUCUCCUCUGGGCAACCCAGCGUCUCGUCUUCGGAAAGCGUCUCAUCGACCAACCCGUCAUCCGCCUCAAGCUCGCAAAGAUGAUUGCCCUCGUAGAAUCCCACCAAUCCUGGCUCGAAACAAUCACCUACCAGAUGAACUCGAUGCCCUACAAGGAACAGGCAAAGCACCUCGGCGGGCCCAUCGGCCUCCUCAAGAUGAGCGCCACCCGCGCCGCGCACGAGAUCGCCGACGAGUCGGUCCAGAUCUGGGGCGGCCGCGGCCUCACGCGGACGGGUAUGGGCCGCGUCAUUGAGAUGUUCAACCGCACGUACAAGUUUGAUGCCAUUCUUGGUGGCGCGGAGGAGGUGUUGGGCGACUUGGGAGUUAGGCAGGCUAUGAAGUUUAUGCCCAAGUCGAGGUUAUAAAGGGGCAUUACUUCGUUGGGGCAGGGACAAACGAUACCGGUGUUACGUUCCGGGUUAUUUGUUGCUGUGAGAAUAGGCUGCACUCUACUACACUACACUGGGACGCCGCCCUCGUGACGGACACGGGAUGAAGAACCGGGUGCCCAUUUGUCAGCUAUAUAUAUGUACUGUAAAAGGAAUCAUUCUGGAACACCUCA
Colletotrichum scovillei is the source of this 2166-nucleotide messenger RNA. RefSeq names its product acyl-CoA dehydrogenase domain-containing protein. The coding region runs from base 428 to 1969 and encodes 513 amino acids. The record is from RefSeq and is a predicted model, not a curated record. Lineage: Eukaryota; Fungi; Ascomycota; Sordariomycetes; Glomerellales; Glomerellaceae. Gene Ontology annotation, molecular function: flavin adenine dinucleotide binding; acyl-CoA dehydrogenase activity. The transcript has 4 exons.